AUGCUGCUAGUGGACGCCGACAGUCCGGAGCCCGUGCGCAGCGGGGCGCACGAGCUCGCGCUCUUCCUGACCCCCGAGCCCGGGGCCGAGGCGCGGGCGGUGGAGGCGGCCAUCGAGGGGCUACUCGUGGCGCUGGAGGACUUGAGCCUGGCGACCUGCCGCUUUCUUUUUCAGAUCAGGAGUGACACUUCACAGAUCUUGGAGGAAAAUGUCCCAGUCCUUAAGGCCAAAGUGACAGAAAUGCGUGGCCUCUAUGCCAAAGUGGACCGGCUGGAGGCCUUCGUCAGGAUGGUUGGGCACCACGCUGCCCUCCUGGAAGCCCACGUGCGUCAGGCCGAGCGGGACCACGGGGCCUUCCCGCAGGCCCUGUGGAGGUGGCUGGGCUCCGCCGGGUUCCCCUCCUUCAGGAAUGCACCACCCGGGCCAGGACCCCCUGCGUCUGAGCUGCCCGCGCUCUACAGGACUGAGGACUUUGUUCCCGUGGACGCCCGGGAGGCAGAGCGCCAAUCCCGCUGAGCCUGUCACAGUCCCCUCGAGGGGGCCUCAAUGCUGGGACACCAUUCUCCUAUCAAAAUAAGAUGUGUGCUCAGACCCAGUCCUGCAGCUCUCAGAACCCAGAUUCUACACGAGAAAGACAUGAUAAAGCACGACGAUGGCCUCUUCGUUGAAAUAGCACACAACUGGGCAGAACCCGAGCAUUCCUCAGGCGUUGGCUUUGCAUGUCCCCACUGUGGAACAGGAGCAGGUUGUAAAGAUGGAUUGAUUGGGAGUUCCUGUGAGUCGGCAUGGAGACGUCGCCAAGAUAUGAAAGCCAAAUGCAGAGAAAUGUCCAUAAUAUGCUACCAUCUGUGCAAAAAUGAGAGGCAUGAAAAUUCUCAGGAUAAAUAAAAACUGGAAAACAGGGCGUGUGGGGCGAGAGCGUCCUUUCCACUGUA
This is a messenger RNA of Marmota flaviventris (yellow-bellied marmot), 935 nucleotides long. NCBI's taxonomy places the organism in Eukaryota, Metazoa, Chordata, Mammalia, Rodentia, Sciuridae. The record is from RefSeq and is a predicted model, not a curated record.